CCCGCUGCCCGGUUCUGCCCGCGGCCUGGGCCUCCGCCGCCGCCGCCCCGCCCCGCGGCCGCCAUGCCGCACAGCUUCAAGCCCGGAGACCUCGUCUUCGCCAAGAUGAAGGGGUACCCGCACUGGCCGGCCCGGAUCGAUGACAUCGCGGACGGCGCUGUGAAACCCCCACCGAACAAGUACCCCAUCUUCUUCUUCGGCACCCACGAGACCGCCUUCUUGGGCCCUAAAGAUCUCUUCCCUUAUGAAAAAUAUAAAGACAAAUAUGGGAAACCAAACAAGAGAAAAGGCUUCAACGAGGGAUUGUGGGAAAUCCAGAACAACCCUCACGCCAGUUACAGUGCCCCUCCGCCUGCGAGCUCCUCGGACAGCGAUGUUCCUGAGAAUGACCCGAUGGGGGGAAGCGACGCAGGUGACGAUGAGGAAGACGCUGCCAUGGCUGCAGUCGCCACGGAGAAAAUGGAAAGUGAUGAGGACUCGGAUCGAGGCAGCGACCACAGCGGGCUCAAGCGAAAAACGCUGGCUAUGAAAAUGCCAGUAGCAAAACGGCCUCGGAAAUCCUCCAGUGACCUGGAUCAGGGCAGCCCCUCCCUGACAGAAGAGGAGAACUCGGAAACAUCUUCUGAGUCGGAAAAAAACAGUGACCAGGACUUCACUCCCGAGAAGAAGCCAGUGGCCAGGGCUCCCCGGAGGAUGCCGGCAGGGGGGAGGAAGAAGAAGAAAGUGGAAUCCGGCUCUGACUCAGACUCCAAAGUGGACUCGGAUUCGGAAAUGGGAAACGCGACUGUGGACAUGACCAAGUCGGACUCGAACUCCGAUUCGGACUCGGAUGUGUCUGUGAAGAAGGCUCCACGGGGCAGGAAGCCAGCUGAGAAACCCCCUCCCAAGCCCCGUGGUAGGAAACCGAAGCCCGAGCGUGUCCCGACCAGCUCCAGCAGUGACAGUGAUAGCGAUAGCGACGUGGAUCGCAUCAGCGAGUGGAAGAGGCGAGAUGAAGAACGGCGGCGGGAGCUGGAGGAGAAGAGGAAGAGGGAGCAGGAGGAAGAGAUCCGCCGGCUCCGGGAGCAGGAGAAGGAGGAGAAAGAGAAGAGGAAGGAGAAAGCGGAGAAGGGCGAAGAGGUGCACUCGGACUCGGAUAGCAGCGCAGAGGAUGAGGUGGCCAAAAAGGGCCGGAAGGGCCGGGCCAAGGCCCCGUCCUCCUCGGACUCUGAGCUGGAGCUGGAGAAAGAGGUAAAGAAGCCUGCGAAGAAGCAGCCCUCGGAGUUGUCAAGGAAACCAAAUCAGAAGGAGAAGAGGGGCCGAGCAGAGGAGAAACCACGGAACAAACCUUUGAAAGUGGAACGAGGCCGGAAGAAAUCUGACCUGAUCCCCGAAAGGAGGAUGGAGAAGAAAAAGGAGCCCACAGUCGAAGAGAAACUUCAGAAACUUCACAGUGAGAUCAAGUUUGCCCUGAAGGUGGAUAACCCGGACAUCAAGCGGUGUCUGAAUGCACUAGAGGAGCUGGGCACGCUCCAGGUCACCUCUCACAUCCUCCAGAAGCACACCGAUGUGGUGGCUACGCUCAAAAAGAUCCGUCGCUAUAAAGCAAACAAGGACGUGAUGGAGAAGGCUGCCGAAGUCUACACCCGAUUGAAGUCACGUGUCCUGGGACCAAAGAUGGAGGCGAUCCAGAAAGCCAACAAAGCCGGGCCUGAGAAGGACAAGGGGGAGGCGGAGAAGGGCCAGGAGAAGCUGUCAGGAGGGGAGACACGGAGUGAGAAGGGUGAAGAGGAGACGAAUGCUGACUUGUCGGGUCCUGUGAAUGGUGAAUCCCUGUCCCAAAAAGCGGAGGGCACAGAGGAGAAGGACAAAAGCCAAGGGCCGGGAGCCGGAGAGCCGGAGGCGUCUGCCGAGGAGACCCACAACAACAGCGUGCAGGACUAUCCCAAGGCCGAGCGAGCUGGGCCGGAGCGGGAGAAGGCUCGCGGGGAGUCAGAGGCUGUGGAUGACGUGGAGGAGAGCUGAGGAAGCGGCUCCCGCCCGGAGGAGGAGGAGGCAGAAGGGCUGCGAAGGGAGACCGGCCUCUGCCUCGUCCCCUGCUUGAGUUACUUCACUAAGUCACACAGUAGCUGAUGUCCUAGGUCUUGUCCUGUGCCCCCGGCCCUGCGAAAGCACCGACCGCGGGGGGGCUGUGCUGGUUGUCUGUACUUGUCCCCUCUUUUUUUUUUUUUUUUUUUGUUUUGGUUUGGUUUUUUUUUCCGUUGUUUUUUUUGUUUUGGUUUUCCUUCCUACCUAAUUUCUUGUGAUUUCAACCGCCAUGAAAUGAAUAUAAAGGGUUUUUUAAUGAAAAAUACAAGGAGCCCUAGUGUCUGUUUCUUGAGGCAUCGCUGACUGUGAUGAGGGGAGGGCAGGAGCAUCCCCCUGCCUAGGGCUGGGACUGGAAACCCCCCACCAUGGGUCCCCCCCCUGUCCUCUGGCCCUGGCCCCCCCUAUGAGCCAGGACCAGGCACCCGUGGGUGUCCCUGUCCCGGCUGGGCCCCGGCAAGGGGAGUGGGACAGCCAAACCGGGCUGCUUUCUGCUUGAUUUUCCAGUGCCUGUGCUGGGCUCUGCCUUGGCCGCUGGGGCUUCUCCCUGCUGCUCCGAGCCCCUUUCCCCACCAUCGUCUUCUCUGUGGCUGGAGGCAGCUGCUGGAGCCAGGUCCCUCUGCUCCAGGGGAGGCAGCAGGGCUGAGCACCAGCUUUUGGGUUAAAAACAGAGUAAAAAUUGUGUAUUCUCUCCUAACUCACCCAGGAAGGGACUGAACUGUGGCAGCAUCCUGCCUUGUGCUGGGCAGCAUCGUUGGCUGGCUGGCUGCUCUUUUGCAAAGAUCCGAAGCUUUUGUACAUGUAAAAUAAAGAUGUUCCCGGCUCAACCAGA
Molecule: messenger RNA, 2896 nt
Organism: Aquila chrysaetos chrysaetos
Lineage: Eukaryota; Metazoa; Chordata; Aves; Accipitriformes; Accipitridae
Gene: HDGFL2
Product: HDGF like 2
Exons: 16
Coding region: 64-2004 (646 amino acids)
Biological process (GO): regulation of transcription by RNA polymerase II
Cellular component (GO): nucleus
Molecular function (GO): transcription coregulator activity; double-stranded DNA binding
Source: RefSeq, a predicted model, not a curated record